AAAAAACAAAAAUUCAAAUUCUCGCACGCACUCACGCACUACCGGGGGUACACGAUGUCGUUGUGUUUUACAGAAACGACGGACGUUCUGCGUCUGGUGAACACGGAAGGGAGACGGCAAAUUACGGAGAAUCGUAAGAAUGAGCGGAAGCGUAUAGAGGCGGACUCCGAGGACGAGCGCCUAACUAAGGAGCCUCGACUUACUCAGCAAUUCACCCCCGACGAGUUGGAGAACUAUCGGAACGUUUUUCGUUUGAAGUUAAUGAGGAUGUUCUGUGAGAUACUUUCCACAGUAAAAAGUUGCUCUUCUUAUGCUGACAAAAUUAUACAAGAUGGAUUUGUUCCCGACUUUGUUGAGUUCCUAUCAAGGAAUGAUUUCCCAGAGCUCCAGUUUGGAGCUGCCUGGGCACUUGGAAAUAUUGCAUCUGGUACUUCUCAUCAUACUAAAGUGGUGGUCGAUCAUGAUGCUGUGCCUACUUUUAUAAAGCUCCUCAGUUCUCCGUGUUCUGAUGUUCGUGAGCAGGCUGUAUGGGCACUGGGAAACAUUGUGGGCGACUCUUGUAAGCAUCGCGAUCUUGCUCUGAAAGAAGGGGUUUUGCCUCCAUUGCUGGCACAAUUGAAUGAGCAUGCAACACUGUCAAUGCUAAGAAAUGUGACAUUGACGUUGUUAAACUUCUUUCGAGUCAAACCUCAACCUCCAUUUGAGCAGGUGCGUUGUGUACUUCCAGCUCUUCACAUACUUAUCAAUUUUGAUGAUGACCUGUGCUUGCUCUCAUCUGCAUGCUGGGCUCUGUCAUAUCUUUCUGUCGGUUCAAAUGAUAAAAUCGAAGCUCUAAUGGAAGCUGGCUUAUAUCCACGACUUGUGGACCUACUCAAACACCCAUCACCUGCUGUGCAAAUUCCUGCAAUCCGCACUCUCAGUAAUAUAGCAAGAGAUAAUUAUCAAAGGCGGGCAGUGAUUGAUGAUAAGUUGAUUGAACCUUUAAUUUAUUUGCUACAAACUGCUGAGUUUGCUACGAAGAAAGAAGUUGUUCAGGCUGUCAUAAAUAUCAUUUCUGGUCGAAGUGGCAGGAUUGUGGGUUUGCAGGACUUUAUAGAGACCUUAUGUGAUCUUCUUGAGGACCAUGAUCCUAGGAUCAUUACUGUUUGUCUGGAGGGACUUGAAAUCAUAUGUAGUGAAGAGAGUAAAUGCACUACCGACUUCAAUUUUGUCGCCAAGUUGAUUGAUGAAGCUCAAGGCCUGGAUAAAAUCAAGGCCUUGCAGAGCCACGACAACGAUGAAAUCCGACGGAAAGCUUUGGAGGUAUGGGAUCCAAUGUAUAACGAGGCACGAAACGUAUGGAAAUUCUUUGAACAGUUGGGAGACCUUUUUCUUUGGUGCUAAUGCUUCUGUUAUUGUUGGAGUUUUGGUUCUCAAAAGUGUUAAGCAGGACCCGUCUGUAUAUA
Messenger RNA from Oldenlandia corymbosa var. corymbosa, 1445 nucleotides. Lineage: Eukaryota; Viridiplantae; Streptophyta; Magnoliopsida; Gentianales; Rubiaceae. The record is from the annotation of a GenBank genome assembly.